This is a messenger RNA of Globicephala melas (long-finned pilot whale), 1829 nucleotides long. RefSeq names its product phosphoglycerate mutase 1 (gene PGAM1). The record is from RefSeq and is a predicted model, not a curated record. Gene Ontology annotation, biological process: glycolytic process. NCBI's taxonomy places the organism in Eukaryota, Metazoa, Chordata, Mammalia, Artiodactyla, Delphinidae. Gene Ontology annotation, molecular function: intramolecular phosphotransferase activity.
CCCCGAGCCAGUGGAAAGAUUUGGCCGAGCAAGUGAGCGGGAGCGGGCCGUUGGAGCGCGAGCGCGCAGGCGCGGCCGGCGUAGGGCCGCGACUCCGGAAUCUCGGUGAGCCCCAGUCUGUGCCGCACCCCGAGCCGCAGCCAUGGCCGCCUACAAGCUGGUGCUGAUCCGGCACGGCGAGAGCGCGUGGAACCUGGAGAAUCGCUUCAGCGGCUGGUACGACGCCGACCUGAGCCCGGCCGGGCACGAGGAGGCGAAGCGCGGUGGGCAGGCGCUGCGAGAUGCCGGCUAUGAGUUUGACAUCUGCUUCACCUCAGUGCAGAAGAGAGCAAUUCGGACCCUCUGGACAGUGCUGGAUGCCAUUGACCAGAUGUGGCUGCCAGUGGUGAGGACUUGGCGCCUUAAUGAGCGACACUAUGGGGGUCUGACUGGCCUCAAUAAGGCAGAAACUGCUGCCAAGCACGGUGAGGCCCAGGUAAAGAUCUGGAGGCGCUCCUAUGAUGUCCCACCACCUCCGAUGGAGCCCGACCAUCCCUUCUAUAGCAACAUCAGUAAGGAUCGUAGGUAUGCAGACCUCACUGAAGAUCAGCUGCCCUCCUGUGAGAGUCUGAAGGACACUAUUGCCAGAGCUCUGCCCUUUUGGAAUGAAGAAAUAGUUCCCCAGAUCAAGGAGGGGAAACGAGUACUGAUUGCAGCCCAUGGCAACAGCCUUCGGGGCAUCGUCAAGCAUCUGGAGGGUCUCUCCGAAGAGGCUAUCAUGGAGCUGAACCUGCCGACUGGCAUUCCCAUUGUCUAUGAAUUGGACAAGAACUUGAAGCCCAUCAAGCCAAUGCAGUUCCUGGGUGAUGAAGAGACCGUGCGUAAAGCCAUGGAGGCUGUGGCUGCCCAGGGCAAGGCCAAGAAGUGAGGUCGAGCAGCAGAUUACUUUCCCAAGGAUUACCCUUCCUCCCAAGCCCAUCCAUUCCUCUGCACCUCUCCCCUGCACACGUCACACUGACGACAUCUGUAGGCAUCUUAAGCUGUAGCUGCGGAUGGGGAGCAGUGGCUCCCAGUUUCAUUUUAGCCAUUUUCUCUCUUGCACCCACUCCCUUCAUACAGUCUAGUCAGAAUGGCACCUCUGGGACAUGGACCUCAGUCCAAGCCAAGGGAAGACUUAUCCAAGAGCGUUGAGAGGUAGUAACUGGGGCGGGGCGUUGCUAGUGGUUUAUUACUAAGGACCUGCUUGAGUAGGGGAUAGGGAGGAACCAUGCCAAGGUGUGACCAAUGAGGAGAAGCAAGAGUGCCUAUUUGUGUUCCCAGAGGCUAGCUGGGCACUGUUCUGUUCAGGUGACUGGGGGCUCUAGUCAUUCCAGUGGAAGAUGAAUGUAACCUGCAUGGUGAUUCAAUCAAACACUUCCUCCCUGACUCCAAAAGAUUGGGAUCAAUCCUGAAUGUUUAUGUGUUGCAUUUACUUUUACAAAAGAAAAAUUUAUAUGUAUAUAUAAAUAAAUUAAAAAAAAAAACCCUUCUGGGGUUUCUAGUGGCGGUUGAAAUAUUCCCACAUGUGGUCAUCAGAAAAUGAGCCAUUCCUUACACCGUCAUGGGAUAAGCUUCUUGACUUCUAAGGUGUAGGAGCUCAUCCUGCUGUGUGUUUUAGAAUCCCUCCCCCGCCUUAUUGUUUUAUGGCAGCGGAAUGCCUCUUGAUCACAUCCAAGUGUGUCUUUCACUGUGCCUGAUUUCUGAACCACGUUCCAGUUGCUUGGCCCACCACUUAGGCCCAGUACUCAUUUGAGCAUAACUGUAGUAAAUCUUUUUUCCAGGUCAGUAUGAUAAAGGAGUGAUGUGCAGUA